AUUCGUCAUUUAGAAGAAAUCCUAUGGCCCUUCCCUUUACCUACAGAAAGUAGAAUACAAGAGACUACAUAGUUGAAGAAAUUCUGGCCUCCUGGAAUGAGAGACAUUCAAGUCUAAGUAGGUUCCAGCUGAAGAAAAAUAAACAACACUUUCACCACUGUGUAGACUGAAAUAGGGGGGGAAAAAUGAACAUCACUAACUGUACCCCAGAAGCCAGUGUGGCUGUGAAACCCAAGACCAUCACUGAGAAGAUGCUCAUUUCCAUGGCUCUGGUGAUCAUAACCACCUUGACGAUGUUGCUGAACUCGGCGGUGAUCAUGGCCAUCUGCACCACCAAGAAGCUCCACCAGCCUGCAAACUACCUGAUAUGUUCUCUGGCUGUGACAGACCUCCUGGUAGCAGUUCUUGUCAUGCCUCUGAGCAUCAUGUACAUUGUCAUGGACAGCUGGAAGUUUGGGUACUUCAUCUGCGAGGUGUGGCUGAGUGUGGACAUGACCUGCUGUACCUGCUCCAUCCUCCAUCUCUGUGUCAUUGCCCUGGACAGAUACUGGGCCAUCACCAAUGCUAUUGAAUAUGCCAGGAAGAGGACUGCCAAGAGGGCUGGACUGAUGAUCCUCACUGUCUGGACUAUCUCCAUCUUCAUCUCCAUGCCCCCUUUGUUCUGGAGGAGCCACCGCCUACUCAGCCCACCUCCCAGUCAGUGCACCAUCCAGCACGACCACGUCAUCUACACCAUUUACUCCACGCUUGGGGCAUUUUAUAUCCCCUUGACUUUGAUACUGAUUCUCUAUUACCGGAUUUACCACGCGGCCAAGAGCCUCUACCAGAAAAGGGGAUCAAGCCGGCACUUAAGCAACAGAAGCACGGAUAGCCAAAAUUCUUUUGCUAGUUGUAAACUUACCCAGACUUUCUGUGUGUCUGACUUCUCCACCUCAGACCCUACCACGGAAUUUGAAAAAAUCCACACCUCCAUCAGGAUCCUUCCCUUUGACAAUGAUCUAGAUCACCUGGGAGAACGCCAGCAAAUAUCUAGUACCAGGGAGCGUAAAGCAGCACGCAUCCUGGGCCUGAUUUUGGGUGCAUUCAUUUUGUCUUGGCUGCCAUUUUUCAUCAAAGAAUUGAUUGUAGGUCUGAGCAUCUACACUGUCUCCUCUGAAGUGGCUGACUUUUUGACGUGGCUUGGUUAUGUUAAUUCUCUGAUCAACCCUCUGCUCUACACAAGUUUUAAUGAAGACUUCAAGCUGGCUUUUAAAAAGCUCAUUAGGUGCCGAGAACAUACCUAGAUGUAGAAAGCCAAAAAGCAUGACUUUUACCAGCCUCGUUAAUGGACGAGAGUAAGGGGCGCAAUUUAUUAAUUCUUGAACAUAGUAGGUUCAGGAGCGUUUGUAAGUAUGUGUCAUCUUGAUUUUUGCUUAUUUCUUUUGUUCUGUUUUGCUUGAGGCUUGUUAUUAAGUGUGCUGUUUUCUAUCUUUGGUCUUAUAUGUGGUAUGUAAUUUUAAAUAAACUUUAUAACACAAA
Trichechus manatus latirostris (Florida manatee) is the source of this 1518-nucleotide messenger RNA. It is a transcript of the gene HTR1E, whose product is annotated as 5-hydroxytryptamine receptor 1E. Gene Ontology annotation, cellular component: plasma membrane. The transcript has a single exon. Gene Ontology annotation, molecular function: G protein-coupled serotonin receptor activity; dopamine neurotransmitter receptor activity, coupled via Gs. Gene Ontology annotation, biological process: adenylate cyclase-activating adrenergic receptor signaling pathway; G protein-coupled dopamine receptor signaling pathway. The record is from RefSeq and is a predicted model, not a curated record. Bases 186 to 1283 code for a protein of 365 amino acids. Lineage: Eukaryota; Metazoa; Chordata; Mammalia; Sirenia; Trichechidae.